Messenger RNA from Daphnia pulex (common water flea), 2307 nucleotides. Its product is annotated as cyclin-dependent kinase 12-like. Bases 1 to 2307 code for a protein of 768 amino acids. Gene Ontology annotation, molecular function: zinc ion binding; nucleic acid binding. The record is from RefSeq and is a predicted model, not a curated record. NCBI's taxonomy places the organism in Eukaryota, Metazoa, Arthropoda, Branchiopoda, Diplostraca, Daphniidae. The transcript is spliced from 2 exons.
AUGGUUGAUGCUGAAAUAUUCGGAGCUAAGCCUAAGAUUUCCCGCACGCCUACCACCUCUUUUUCAAACCCCGCUUAUGAACACCUCGCUACCGAAUCUGAUUUGCCCGACCCAUCGUUGUUAGGCGACAAUUUAUUUGCCGAGUCCGUCCCCGUUAUUUCUCCCCGUAUUUCGGCACAGGCCACACAGCCAACCACAGAUCUUUUCACAGAGCGCUACGGCGAUAUUGACGCCCGUUACGCUGCUGAAUUUCCCGCAGUCACCAAAAAUCCUAUAGCUAAAGCAAAAAAUAGCAUCUCGAGUAGACUACGAUCAAAUCCUACCUAUAAAUUAGUUGAUCAAUUAGACAAAACCCCGCCGCGUAAAUCUUGGUUUAAAAAUAAAAGCAAUCAGAGUGAGAAAUCAGCCGCACAGUCUUUUCUCACGCGUUUAGUGUCACGUUUAUCACCAGCUCAGUCGUCAUUUAAUAGCACACCUGUCGGCCGCCUUUCACAGUCGUUUUCAAAUUACCUUGAUAAACGCUCCGCGGAUGGGAAAUCAAGUCGACGAGCAAAUUCUCCGCUUAUACCUCGACGUGAAAGAACCUUCGAACAAAAUCCUCCCGGAUUUGACCAGCCAAUUUCCGUUUCUGAAUCUUGCAUUGCACACGCUGAAAGAGAGACGGAACGAUUUUCAAUCAGGGGAACGAAAAAUUUGGAAACAGCUACGGGAGUUGAUGCGGGACAUCAAGUGGACCAUCGACGACCCCAAGCCGAUAGAUCUGACGCAAGCCUUUUACACACUACAGUGUCUGACCCAUCUAGUGGAGAGCCAAACAACCCCGCCGACACCGAUUAUAUCGAAAAAGAGCAAGACGAUAUUGAAGGAGACGAAGGAGAUUUUUCUGACAUACACGAGGAGGAUCCUGACAUUUCAGCUAGGGCAAUAUCUGAGCUUGCGCACACUCGAAGAGUACGUUCCAAGGUAUCCAGCCGCCUUUUUGGGUUUCGUCAAGCGGGAAGAUAUAGCAAAUCGGGACGAAAGCGGGGACUAUCACGAAUUCUUACUAAAUCAAAUCGAGUUCAUGUUCGAUUUCUUACACGAAACGUUCGACACAUUUCAGAAGAUAUUUCUCGAGAACACACAGACUCUGAUUCAGUUCCUGAAGAAGCUCCACAAAAUCCAAUCGAUCAACAACUUUCAGCCGGAAUUAAUACGCCUUCAAUAUCGACUCAACAAUUUCCCAAGAAUCAAUUGGACGUGCGACAGAGAGGAGGUAGACGACAACAAAACACUAUUGGCAAAGACGAAACGGGAUCUUCAAAUCGUCCUCGAUUUCCUCCAAGCACCACCCCCACCGCGCCCAUCACAAAUAUCACGCCAGGCAGCAACCCCGUGCCACGCCCACUCCCAAACCCGCAGGGCCCAAAGAUACCGCCAACCCCGCAGGCACCUUCCAGACGACCGAGCAAGGGAAGGACCGUCUCAUUUCCAAUCUUUCCGCCAGUCAACCCCACUCCGACAAGUACACUAUCCGGCAGUCGAAGACGACACUCGCCACAACCUCCGCCACAUCAACGAACGGUUCAACCACGUCGUACGAUUUUAAAAGUUUUGAAGCCAACUAUACCGCUGCAGCCAACUAAACCAUUGACGCCAACUAUACCGUUGAAGCCAACUAAACCAUUGACGCCAACUAUACCGUUGCAGCCAACUAAACCAUUGACGCCAACUAUACCGUUGCAGCCAACUAAACCAUUGACGCCAACUAUACCGUGGAAGCCAACUCUACCGUUGCAGCCAACUACACCAUUGACGCCAACUAUACCGUGGAAGCCACCUACACUAUUGACGCCAACCAUACCUUUGACAUCGACUACGAGCGCACUAGCGGGGAAAAUGGCAGCUAAUAAUUUACAAUCUUCCGCGUAUCCAGCCCUUGCAGACUUUCAAAGGGACCUUCACAUAAGGGCUAAUUUACAAUCCUUACCGUCUUUUACUGGAAAUCCACUUUCACGAUUCGACACAUGGUUGGAAUCGUUCGAGUCAAUUAUAUCUCGCUCAGAUUUGUCAGAAGAUGACGUAAUACUAGAAUUACAAGGGAAACUAACCGAUAAAGCGCAUAAAGUAGUCUGUGAAUACUGCAACUAUCGAGGCCAUGUCAAAGAUGAAUGCAGGAGACUUAAACGCGACACACUAGAUGGCGCCAGACCACCCGUAUGUUAUGCCUGCAGAGAAAUUGGCCACAAAUCGAAUCAAUGCCCGAAUCCCCCUUCAUCGCAAUGGCCUAAUAAACCAGGCCCACCACAGCAGCAGGAAAACCAGUAA